Molecule: messenger RNA, 3901 nt
Organism: Oenanthe melanoleuca
Lineage: Eukaryota; Metazoa; Chordata; Aves; Passeriformes; Muscicapidae
Product: zinc finger protein 184-like
Biological process (GO): negative regulation of transcription by RNA polymerase II
Molecular function (GO): phospholipid binding; DNA-binding transcription repressor activity, RNA polymerase II-specific; protein binding
Source: RefSeq, a predicted model, not a curated record
ACCAUUGCCAGGAACUCCUGGGAGGCAUUUUCAGGGCUGAGUGUUGGUGUUUGGGAGGUUUUGAUGGAGCCCAGAUGCCCGGGGACUUGUAGAGAUGGACUUGGGUAGGAGGAACCCCCAACACAACGCGCUCAUCCCUUGUUUUUCCCCAAACCAGGAUUUCCCAUUGCCAAGCCUUGGCCCGAUUGAGGAGGAGGAGGCUGCGAGGAAGAGGAAGAUGGCCCAGGAGCUCCAGACAGACAAGGAGCUGAGCACAGAGAGCAGGGAGGAGAAAUCCCCACGGCAGAACCUGGAGGAAGAGGCCGUUUGCAGCGGCUCCACGGUGCAGGAAUCCAACGGGGAGGAAAAGCCGCGGAGAUCCCACACCAGGAGGGGCUGCAAACGGAGAUCGCGGGGAUCUGAGGAGGAAAGACCCAGCCUGGGUUGGGCAGGCGGCCGGAGAUGGAGCCAUAGCUCGGACCUGGUGGUCCAUGAGCAGCUUCAUGAUGGGGAGAAGCGCCACAAGUGCUCGGAGUGUGGGAUGAGCUUCAGAUGGAGGUGCCACCUGAUCUGCCACCAGAGGAUCCACAGUGAGAGGCCCUACGAGUGUGGGGAGUGUGGGAAGAGGUUUCACACCAGCAGCAAUCUCCUCCAGCACCAGCGCACGCACACAGAUGAGAAGCCCUUCCACUUCCCUGACUGCGGGAAGGGCUUCAGGCAAAACUCCACCCUCACCAAACACCGGCGCGUCCACACUGGGGAAAAGCCCCACAAGUGUGAGGAGUGUGGAAAGAGUUUCAGGCAGCGGAAUGAUUUGAUCCAUCACCAGUACAUCCACACUGGGGAAAAGCCCUACAAGUGUGGGGACUGUGGGAAGGGCUUCAGGCACCGUUCCACCCUAAUCGUUCACCAAAAGAUCCACACUGGGGAGAGGCCCUACAAGUGUUCUAAGUGUGGAAUGAGAUUUUCCACCUGCUCCCGGCUCCUCGAGCACUACCAGACACACACAGAGGAGAGGCCCUACGAGUGUUCUGCCUGCGGGAAGGGCUUCAGGAAAAACUCCCACCUCAUCACCCACCGGCACAUCCACACUGGGGAGAGGCCCUACGAGUGUGAGGAGUGUGGGAAGAGCUUCUCCAAGAGCUCAACCUUGACCCAACACCAACAGAGGCACCAUUAAGGGAAGCCCUUCUUGGUCUCUGUAGUGAAUGGGCCAGGAGACCAGCUCCUUUUUCAAGGCCUUUAUGGAAAAUCAACUCUGGGUGGGGCCCGAGGGGUAGUGCACACUGCUUGGGAGGAGAGGUUCAGCUCCCUGCAGCACCUCACCACGGUACGGCGGUGCCGGGGGUGUCACCGGGGAUGGGGCAACUGUGGGCUCAGAAGAAUCUCCUCGUCUGACCUUGAUCCUGUUUCCAUCUCUGUUGCUGUUUCCAUUGCUGGCUUUGUCCUCUUCAUCUUCAUCUCCCUCUUCGUCUUCAUCUUUGCCUCCAUCUUCGUCUUCAUCUCCAUCAUCAACUCCAUCCCUUUCUCCAUCUCCAUCAUCUCCAUCACCAUCAAGAAGCUCAAGGCCGAACAGAACAAGCAGCCGCCGACGCCGCUCCUGACCCGCAAAUUUAUAGGGGAACCCCCGGGAGGUGCCAACCCUCGCCGGCCAGAGCUGCGCGUCGCCUAUGUCCGGCACGAGCUGUGGCCAGAGAGCCUUCAGCCCAAGCUUGACCACGUCCAGACUCCGACCACCAAGGGAGGACCCUCUGAGCCAUCCCCAGCCACCGCUGCCAUCACCGCGGCCACCCCCGCCAAGCCCCCGGUGGCCCCCAAGGCCGAGGAGCCCGGUGAUGUCCGGUCGGUGCUUCCAGAGCGGUGCCGGGAGCGCCGGUUGGAGUGCCAGGAGUCCAGUGAGCUGGAGCUGCCGCGGCACGACGGGAAGGGCGGCGGCAGAGGCACCCUGGCUGACAUCGUGGAGCAGCUGCAGGAGAAGGAGGGGAGCCGCGGCGCUCACAGUCGGCCCCAGCACAGGGCAGCGCGCUGCCGCCGCCGCCCCCCGCACACAGUGAUGCACAAGGGGUUCCUGCUGCGCAAGUACGAGCUCGACGGCGCCGGCAAGAAGGCAUCCAACAGGUCCUGGGUGAACCUCUACUGCGUGCUGGCCAAGGGCGACCUGGGCUUCUACAAGGACGCCAAGGGCCCGGCGGCCGGUGCUAUGCACGCCGGCGAGCCGCUGCUCAGCCUGCACCGUGCCGCCAGCAACGUGGCCAGGGACUACAAGAAGAAGAAAAACGUCUUCAAGCUCAAGACCAGUGAUGGGAGCGAGUUCCUACUGCAGGCCAAGGACAAGGAGGACACGCAGGGCUGGCUGCGGGCUCUGGCCGCCAGCGCCCAGGAACACGCCGAGCUGGCCCAGUGGCAGCAGGGCCUCCUCACCACCUCCUCCACCGACGAGGGGCUCCCGCGGCUUCGGGGUUCAGAACGGGGCAGGAGGAGGAGGGAGGAAGAGGCGGAGCCGCAGCAGAAGCAGGAGGGGACAAGGAACGAUUCCAGCGCCAUCCCGGAGCUGCCUGAACUCGCAGCACCCCCCGGGACCAUCGCCCCCCAUCCCGCAGACAGGGAGCUGAGCAUGGAGACCAGGGAGGACAAAUCCCUGCAGGAGAACCUGGUGGAAGAGGCCAUUUGCAGCGGCUCCACGGCACAGGAAUCCAACGGGGAGGAAAAGCCGCAGAGAUCCCGCACCAGGAGGGGCUGCAAACAUAGAUCUCGGGGAUCUGAGGAGCAAAGACCCAGCCUGGGCCGGGCAGGCAGCCAGAGAUGGAGCCAGAGCUCGGACCUGGUAGUCCAUGAGCAGCUUCGUGAAGGGGAAAAGCGCCACAAGUGCUCGGAAUGUGGGAUGAGCUUCAGAUGGAUGUACAGACUGGUCUGCCACUAGAGGAUCCACAGUGGGGAGCGGACCUACGAGUGUGGGGAGUGUGGGAAGAGGUUUCACACCAGCAGCAAUCUUGUCCAGCACCAGCGCACGCACACAGACGAGAAACCCUUUCCCUGCCCCAAAUGCGGGAAGCGAUUCAGGGAAAACUCCACCCUCACCAGACACCGGCUCAUCCACACUGGGGAAAAGCCCCACGAGUGUGAGGUGUGUGGGAAGAGCUUCAGCCAGAGCUCCACCCUGAUCAGCCACCAAAGGAUCCACACUGGGGAGAGGCCCUACGAGUGUUCUAAGUGUGGGAAGAGGUUUCACACCAGCUCCAAGCUCGUCAAGCACUACCAGACACACACGGAGGUUAGGCGCUACGAGUGUCCUGACUGCGGGAAGGGCUUCAGGAAAAACUCCCAUCUCAUCACCCACCGGCACAUCCACACUGGGGAGAGGCCCUACGAGUGUGAGGAGUGUGGGAAGAGCUUCUCCCAGAGCUCAGCCUUCACCAGACACCAACGGAGGCACCAUUAAGGGAAGCCCUGCGAGUGCCCCGAGUGUGGGAAGAGCUUCGUGUGCUGCUCCAACUCCAUCCCCCACUGCAGGACCCACGUUGGGCAGAGCCCUGGUGACCCACAUUCCCUGGGAUCCAUAUUGAGUGGACACCUGCCUGGUUAUCCUUUUGUUUUGGACUUCAGUUUUUCUCUCUUCUCCAUCUCUUUGUGCUCCAAAAGCCAAGAGGGAUUGAUCUUUCACUUCAAAACCUCCCAAAUCUAAGUAAAAACACCUCAAUUUUGACUCAAAAGGGAUCAAUCCAGGUUCAAAGUGCCUUGUUCCCACCUCAGAACCACUCAAUCCCACACAAACCUUACUGGAUUCCAGAGUUGCCAGUGUGAGAAAGGGUUGGAAGGAGAUUGGGAGAUGUGGGAUCCAAAUUUGGAGCGGUGGGAUCGGGAUUGUGUGGGGCUGGCUGUGUGGGAUGUAUUUGAUAGUAAAUAAAUCUUUGACAAUUCCUGA